Messenger RNA from Anoplopoma fimbria (sablefish), 1858 nucleotides. It is a transcript of the gene slc66a1, whose product is annotated as solute carrier family 66 member 1. The record is from RefSeq and is a predicted model, not a curated record. Lineage: Eukaryota; Metazoa; Chordata; Actinopteri; Perciformes; Anoplopomatidae.
AAUCAGCUCGCAGGAGGCCUCUCUUGUUUAUUUGCCAACCUUUCCUGUUGUUUCCGCAGAGACGCCAGGUUGUGUUCAGCUCAGGACUGUGUCGACUCAUCAGACUCCAGACAGCAGACUAUGGGACCAGAUGGAGUCCUCACGCGGGGAACCUUUGGAUGGACCACCACAGGGAACUUGACCUCCCUGUGCCCUAAUGGGUCCACAUGGGUUUGGGACAUACUCGGGGAAUGUGCCCAGGACGCGAGGGAUAUGGCGAGCAUUUACAUCGGCCUCUUUUCCAUCUUCUGCUUCAUGAUGUCUUCCGUUCCACAGUACUGCAGCUCAUGUAAAACAGGGAAUAUGGACAAGGCCCUCUCCAUCUGGUUCCUGGUGCUGUGGUUGGGAGGUGACACCUGCAACCUGGUGGGCUCCUUCUUGGCAGACCAGCUUCCGCUUCAGACUUAUACAGCCGUUUAUUAUGUUAUAGCUGACCUGGCGAUGCUGGGCAUGUACUUAUACUACAAGACAAGGAACAGGAUGUCAGAAAGCAGGAGUGCUUUGCACUUGGUGGGUGUAGCCUGUGUCCUGAGCUUCACCACAAGCCUUGCCUACCUCCCUGGAUUAGGCGCCCAACAUGAAGUUGUACCUUCUGGGUUCAGGUCGCGCACCCUGCUCUCAACCUCUAAUGUUGGUCCCAUCAAGACUUUUACCCCUAAAGAAAUAAUUGGUUUCUCCAUCGGCUCCGUGUCGUCAGUUCUCUACCUCUUUUCCAGACUUCCCCAGAUGUACACUAAUUUCAAGAGGAAGUCCACAGAGGGAGUGUCUUUCUUCCUGUUCGCGCUGGUCAUCCUAGGAAACACUACAUACGGCCUGAGUGUCCUGCUGAAGAACCCUGAUCAGGGCCAGGCCGAGAAAAGCUACAUGGUCCAUCACUUGCCUUGGCUCAUUGGCAGCCUCGGCACCCUCUCCUUAGACCUCAUUAUCUCCAUCCAGUUCUUGAUUUACCGCAAAUCUACGUUGGAGAUGGACGUCAACCACGGUGAGACCACGCCUCUGAUUGGGAGCUAAUCCAAGAGUGUAUUCGUGGGACACGUAGAGACACUCUCUUCCAGUGAACCCUAAAAAUCACAUUACCAACCAAAUCAGAAUGAAAGAACAUGAUUUUAACGUGUCAUUUAUCAUGCUCUUUUAAUGUUUACUUUGUUUUUAUCUGCAAAAGUACUGUGAAAGAGGAAGUCUUCAACUUGGGUUCAGCUGCAGAGAUUUGAUUUACGAUGCUCUUAAUGUUCGAGUUUUAAAGGGACGAUUGAGGGUUUCAGGUGUCGCACAUGGAUUAAAACUCCUCCUGUCAACCCAAAAUCCUCCUAUUUUUAGGUCACAACCUCAUUUUGAUUUUAGACCUAAUAUAUAUGUCAGAAUUCUGCUGGCCGGGGUGACCGGACCACACAGAGGUUUCUCUCAAAGUAUUUUGUUUUUAAGUUGCCAAACACUUUGACAGCAUCGUAGUGAUGUGUCUGACCAUAAAAAAGAAGAAAUGUUUCGCAAAACAUUUCCAAUUGUAAAUUGUAUUUAGUCAAUUUUUAAUUGAUGAUCACCCAAGUGCUUUAAUCACAGCUUUGAGAAUUUAUUUUUUUUGUUCAUUUUAGACAUCUUUUUAAAUUGUAGUCAUAUGAUUGUAUUUUAAUUUAUUUUAUUAGUUAUUUUUAGAAAUAAAGACACUUGACUAAUUUUGUCUUCACUGGUGAUAACAGUCACAACACACUUUUCACUACCAUGUUUAAUUUACACAUCUUCAUUUUUUCAUUUUCACUGUUUUGCACAACAAAAGUUGGUUUUGUACUUUGAGAAAUAUUGAGUAUGUUCAGUGUACUGUAAA